UGAUGUGUGUAUAGUUACGCUAUGGGUACCUUAUCGACAUUUGAAGUUAUUAUAUUCAAUCACAACGGAGUGUGUGAACCUGGUGAUAAAUUGGAAGGGGAGGUUAUCGUUGAAAAUACUCGCCCUAUGAAAAUUAAGGAAAUCCGUUUAGAAAGUUCUGGUAUAGCCCACGUGCAUUGGGUAGAUACAAGGAAUGCUGAGGGUAGUGUUGAACCGGAAUCAGCAGAUGAACAAUAUUAUAAAUGUACAGAAACAUUGUUUCCACAAGAAGAAGCAAAUCUGGUUCGGAAUUCGUUAAGAACUGGUGAUGGAUACCAUUUGUUACAGCCUGGCCACCAUUCAUUUCCUUUCAAGUUUCCGAUACCUCCAAAAUUGCCAUGUUCUUUUGAAGGACCAUAUGGCCACGUCCGUUACUGUCUAAAGGCAAUCAUUGAAAAAACUUGGAAAUUAAAAGUUAACACUCGACCAUUUACAGUUAAAUCUAGAUUGGAUCUGAACAACAUACCUCACUGUAAUGAGGAGCUGGUGAAAUCAAACAAUAUUCAGCUAUCAUCAAUACUGUUUUCCACUGGUUCCUGCUUCGCAUCUCUUCAUCUUUCUAAACGUGGUUUUAUACCAGGAGAAGAAAUCCCAGUUAAUAUCUUUAUCAAAAAUGAUAGUCAACUUAAUAUUCGUUCUUGUACUCUUGCAUUGAAAAUGAUAUUACAUUACGAAACACCAAGUCAAAGUCGACGUACCAAAAUUAAUCUUGCAAAAGUAAAACUUGGUAAAGUUCGUGCCGAAUCAAUCAGCGAUACAUUUAAUAAGAGUUUAAGAAUACCAGCAGAUUUACCCCCUAAUUUAAAUGGGUGUGGUUUAAUCAACGUGCGAUAUGUUCUUCUACUGAAGAUCAAGCCAUCGUUCAUGUCACUGUCAUCUCUGAAGAUACCUGUAGAGAUAGUUAUUGGAACCAUACCAAUAAACCCAUCAACUUUAUCUUUAUCCCAUCCACCACCCAGCUAUAUUGAAGUAAUGACAUCUGAAUCUGAUGCUUUGCCCAACUACCAAGAUGCCAUAAUGACCUACCCGGCAAUCUCACUGUAACAGGAUAAAACCCAGUAAACAAGAAACAAUGUGCUCAAAAUGAAAUGAUGAAUGGGGUAUAAUUCACACAUUCUUGGAACUGAAACGGGGAAUAACUCAGUAUGCACAUGUAAAUCAGCCUGGAGUGUGUUGAUGAACAAAAAUAUCCGUGAAAAUAUCAAUGGUAUAUAAUCAUUCGGCUUGCCUUCAGUCGGAUUAUAAAGAGGCCAAUCAAAAGAGUUUAGCGAAGAUUAUAGGUGGUUCUAGUUUGAUCAUAUCGACAAUAUUUCAAUUCAUCAUAUUUAUCUGCAUGUGUAAAUACCUAUAUUUAAAUUUUUGGAUUGAUAUCCCUUGAUAUUACUUUCACAAUAAUGUAGUUUGCAACCACGGAAUCUCUAUGACGUCGAGGGGUUUAAAACUCGUGUUUCUAUCAUUAUUCAACUUAUUGAGAACUUUAAAACUCAUAAAUGGAAUAAGUAUAUCAAAGACAAUGGAUUAUUAUCCACCAAAGGAUAAUAAUAGUUUAUGAUUAAAUGUUGUUCUUUAUAAUAAAAAGUAACAUGAA
Messenger RNA from Patella vulgata (common limpet), 1627 nucleotides. RefSeq names its product arrestin domain-containing protein 17. The transcript is spliced from 8 exons. Bases 22 to 1083 code for a protein of 353 amino acids. Gene Ontology annotation, biological process: protein transport. Gene Ontology annotation, cellular component: cytoplasm. NCBI's taxonomy places the organism in Eukaryota, Metazoa, Mollusca, Gastropoda, Patellidae. The record is from RefSeq and is a predicted model, not a curated record.